AUGUCUCUUUAUGUGGACGAGUGCUCGCUGGGUUCUGCUUCUCUCUGUGAUUUUGGCUGCAACAACUUCCCUGGCUCAUACAGCUGCACGGAGCUGCGGAGUCCCGCCGUGUCGCUGGCGGCCGCCCCUGAGAGCGGCGACACGGCGUGCGGAGCCCCUGGAGGGGAAUGUCAGGAUGUGCGGGAGCCGUGCGCUGGCGUUGAGUGCCCAUCGCCGCCGGCUCCGUGCUCACAACCGCAGCCCGGCACGACGCCUGCAGCCUGCUGCUCGAGCUGCCGCGGUUGUCUCCAUGAGGGACGGGUGCGGAGUGAGGAGGAGGUUUUUUACGAAGACCCCAAGAACUGCACCAUCUGUGUCUGCUCUGGUGGCUCUGUGAGCUGCGUCACCCCCUCGUGCCCCCCUCUACUCUGCGAGCACCCCACGCAGCUCGCCUGCUGCCCAGCCUGCCCCAAUGAGUGUGUGCACCAGGGAGCCGUGUACUCGGAGGGCGCCGUGUUCACUCCUGAGGACAGCCCCUGCACGACUUGCGUGUGCGAGGCCGGUGUGGUUGGUUGUGCUGCGGUUGGUUGUGCCACCCCGGACUGCGUGGGCACCGCGCUGGUGCACAACCACGGCGACUGCUGUCCAACCUGCGACACCACCACAACCACCACAACCACCACCACCACCACAGGCUGCCGCGUGGAUGAGAAUGGGGCGUCGCUGCCUCUGGGACAGAUCUGGUCACCGGGGGACCCCUGCGUGGUGUGCACCUGCCAGGCUGAUGGGGUCAUCUCGUGUCACCGCACCGAGUGUCUGGAGCGCUGCACUCACCCCCUGCCCUCACCGCCUGGACAGUGCUGCCCGGAGUGUCCACGCUGGUGAGCCGUGGCAUCAACCCCAUCACCACCAUCACCAUCCACCAUCACCACCAUCACGAUCACCACCAUCCACCAUCACCACCAUCACCAUCAUCAUCCACCAUCGCCAUCAUCACCACCAUCGUUAUAAACAUCACCA
Molecule: messenger RNA, 999 nt
Organism: Lethenteron reissneri (Far Eastern brook lamprey)
Lineage: Eukaryota; Metazoa; Chordata; Hyperoartia; Petromyzontiformes; Petromyzontidae
Product: von Willebrand factor C and EGF domain-containing protein-like
Biological process (GO): negative regulation of BMP signaling pathway
Cellular component (GO): AMPA glutamate receptor complex
Molecular function (GO): protein binding
Source: RefSeq, a predicted model, not a curated record